Podarcis raffonei (Aeolian wall lizard) is the source of this 555-nucleotide messenger RNA. RefSeq names its product far upstream element-binding protein 1-like. The annotation marks the transcript as partial. Gene Ontology annotation, cellular component: cytoplasm; nucleus. Gene Ontology annotation, biological process: regulation of gene expression. The transcript has 2 exons. Gene Ontology annotation, molecular function: mRNA binding. The record is from RefSeq and is a predicted model, not a curated record. NCBI's taxonomy places the organism in Eukaryota, Metazoa, Chordata, Lepidosauria, Squamata, Lacertidae.
GAAAGUUGUCCUCCAAAUAAUGAUUCCUUUGGAACUCAGAUGCCACCCAUGCGUCAGCAACAGAGGUCUGUAAUGACAGAAGAAUACAAAGUUCCUGAUGGAAUGGUUGGGUUCAUAAUUGGCAGAGGAGGAGAACAGAUUUCUCACAUCCAGCAAGAAUCUGGAUGCAAAAUACAGAUUGCACCUGAUAGUGGUGGCAUGCCUGAAAGAACUUGCAUGUUAACUGGAACCCCAGAGUCAGUACAGUCUGCAAAGAGAUUACUUGAUCAGAUAGUUGAAAAAGGAAGGCCCACGCCAGGAUUCCAUCAUGGGGAUGGUCCAGGAAAUGCAGUCCAGGAAAUUAUGAUUCCAGCUAGCAAAGCAGGAUUAGUUAUUGGAAAAGGUGGCGAGACAAUAAAGCAACUUCAAGAGAGAGCUGGUGUAAAAAUGGUAAUGAUUCAAGACGGACCACAGAACACUGGAGCAGACAAACCUCUUAGAAUCACAGGAGAUCCUUAUAAAGUUCAACGGGCUUUGAGGGGAUCCGGGAGCCUUGCCAACCUCUUGAAGAUCUAA